CCUGCGGUGUGUGGCUGAUGCAGGGUGGGAAGGUCAUCCAAAGAACCCAUGUCAGGCGCAUGGGCCAAGAAGGCGCUAGGCGAACUACUUAAGCCCGCCCCUCCGUCUCUCGACCUUCCCCAUCUCCAACUUAUGAAUCGCGUCAGACACUCUUUCCUUUCUUUCGCUUCUUCUAAUUUACAAAACAAUGGCCGAGACUUGUAUAGUCUGCCUCGGCGAUCUCGUCCACCCAGAUGACGGACCACCCGCCACUGAGCUGCAAUCAACGAGCAACUCGCUUCCGGAUGGGGCUGAUGCCAAUCCCGGUAACCCUGAUACGACCACCACGACAGCUUCAGAACAACCAGCUGAGGACGAAAUGGUUGCACACCUGCUUCCAUGCGGCCACAAUUUACACAACGAAUGUCUGAAACCUUGGGUCGAGAGAGCUAAUAGCUGUCCAAUAUGUCGAGCCAGCUUCAACAUGGUCGAGCUCAGCGCACGAGUAGGAGGCCCUAAGCUAUCUGAGUAUGCUGUCAAGGAUAAGCAGCAGAUCGCCGAUAUUGACCCCGCCAUGAUCGUCGACGAGGACUACGCGCUCGAGGAUGACGGUAGUUACGACGCAUGCAUGAUCUGUGAUGAGUUUGGUGACGCAUCACAGCUCAUGUUCUGUCACAGCUGUGAACAACUCUGUCACGUCUUCUGUGCGGGUCUCGACGACAUGCCCACUCGCGGCGCUUGGUACUGUCAGGGAUGCAUGGAGAACCCAGCGCUUCUUGAGGCUGCAACUCGCCGGCGUACGAACCCUCGAGGUCCUGCUGCGUGGAUCAACGGACGCAGCCGUGUUCCCAGACACAAUCGAGCUCCUGACGAAUGGGUUGGGGUGUGGCAGAGCGUCUGGAACCGACUACAAUGGGACAUUGACUUUCCCUUCGAGGAUGAUGAUCAGUCUGAGAAUCAGUCCGAGGUUCUCAGACGCGAAGCACACGAAUGGGAGCGACGCUUUGAGCUCGCUCGUCAGAUGGGUGCCGGAACUCGAUUCCGCGCUGCUGCCGACAACAUUCACUCGCGACGCCGCGGCUCAAACCGCUCCUCACGACCAACCAACCGAGCACUUCACCGCGAGCCACCGAAGACGCCUCGAAACCCAGAAUCACAAGAAGAGAUCAGUGCCUGGAAUCAGUUCGAGAAAGCACGGAGUCAGCUCGUGCAGAUUAGUGAUGCACCUGCGCCACCUGAGAGUACUACAAGCAGUCGACGAGGACGCAAGCGGAAGUCUGCCGAUUCGUCUCCUGCUGGUGCUGAGCCUGUUGAGCAAGAGCCUGAGCGCAAGUUGAAGCGUCCACGAACUCGUCUACACAUCGACAAUGGAAGGGGAGAAUCGUCCGCCUCGGCGGCUCGUCGCCGGACUAUCCCCCAUGAAGAUGGCCCGGACCCGGCCAUGUCGCCGUCUGCCGGCGAAUCAUCGAAUGCCCCUGGCUUUCUUGCAUCGUUAUUACAGGAGGUCGAAGUCGACCGCUUUGCCGAACGCGACAAAGAGAUCGCCGCCCCACAGCCCAAGCGCAUCAUUGUGGAGCGCGCUUGCUCACCCCAGCACUCGUCCCCGGGCCUAUCCCCGGUCUACCAGCAACCUCGUGCUGGUAUGACUACACCACCGCCUCUCAACCUAACACGCCCAAAGUCUCCUGUUGAACAGGACCAGGGAUCGCCCACAUACUCUCCAUACUCGCCGGCCGACGAUGAACGAAUCGGGCGGCGGACACUGACACACCACGCUGCCGGCCUCAGCAGCCCGCCCCGGUCGAAGGACUCUUCACCUUCGCGGGCCCCAUCGCUCUCGUAUUCUACGAAGGCUGAACUACAACGCAUGGUUACUGCAGUCUUGAAGCCGUUAUACUUAAAGAAAGAAGUCACCAAGGAGGAAUAUACUGAUAUCAAUCGUGACAUUUCACGCUUGCUAUACGACAAGGUUGGAGAUGCUGGUGCUACUGCCUUGGCAGACCAGGAGACUAGGGAGAAGUGGCAGCGUAUGGCUGGCGACGAGGUUGAUAACGCCAUCAAAUCGUUGCACGCUGCUGGAGCCGCAGCACUCUCACCAGCCGCUGAGGACUCUGUAUCGUCCUCCUGAUUGCAUUACGUGCUUGAGUCUUUGCUUGUUUAGCGCUGUGGGAUACGGCGCAUAGGUGACACGAAGAUACCACGGGAACUGGCGUUAUUGUACUGUAGAUAAUGUUUAUCGAUGAUUGGGAGAUGAAUGCAUACAUUGUGUAGCUUCCCAAAGAGCUCACGGCACAAUCACGUUUCAGUAAA
Messenger RNA from Boeremia exigua, 2289 nucleotides. RefSeq lists its product as uncharacterized. The record is from RefSeq and is a predicted model, not a curated record. Bases 188 to 2107 code for a protein of 639 amino acids. Lineage: Eukaryota; Fungi; Ascomycota; Dothideomycetes; Pleosporales; Didymellaceae. The transcript is spliced from 2 exons.